AACUCAUAGCUGGCAUCGUUCUACAUUUUCGAUAAGACAAAGGCCUCAACCCAUCCUCUAGUCAAGUGUGCUCUCAUGCCUUACCAACUCUGAGCCUUUUCUUGACAACGAUACAUCGAAUCAAUCAAAACAAACUAAACCGCAAGAUUUAGACUGAAGCUAGUUCCACCAAAAUGUCUAAGACGGAUAUCACGCUCAUUGGAGUCGGCAACAUCGGUGCCGCGAUGGUCAAAGUCUGGCUGAAAGCUGGGCUAGCUGUGACCAUGUGGAACCGAAACCCUCAAAGGGCAUCUCUUACGGAGCUCGUCGAGCAAGGCGCCGUUCUUGAGACAGACAUUCGAGCAGCUAUUCGUAACAGCAACGUAGUUGUCUUGUGCGUCUCAACCUACGACAACAUCUUGGACAUACUCGUACCCGCCCUUCCCUUGGGUGAAGGGGAUCGCUCGGUCUCGGUCAUCAACAUCACAACGGGAACUCCCAAGGAAGCACGCGAUAUGGAGUCAUUUCUCAAGAAGAACGGCAUCACUGCGUAUUUCGACGGUGCCAUCAUGGUGACGCCGGCCUUGGUAGGCACCGAACAUGCUUCAAUGUUCUUCGGCGGCGAGAGCGAGGCCGAAUUCGGCAAGGUGUCCCAGCGUUAUCUGGAGCCGCUGGGGCAAGUCCACUACAUCUCUGAGGACCCUGGAGCAGCAAGCUUGUGGGAUCUCGCGGCCCUGGCUGCCUUGAAUGGAACCUUCACUGGAGGUAUUCUUGCUCUGAACCUGCUCAAACGCCAAAAGCUAGAAAAGGGCAAUGAGAAACCCCCGACAACCAAAAACCCGAUGGACAUGAUCGUAUUGCCGCUGCUAUCGAAUUUCUUAUCCCACCUGUCUGAAGUUGCCCAAGCUCUGGACGAGGAAAUGUGGGAAGAAAAUUUUGGGAACCCAGCUUCGAUGCAGAUCAAGGGGCUCGAGACGAUCCUGAGAGGUUUUCGCGAAGAGCAAGUUAGCAGUGAAGGACUGGAAUUGUUCCAUCGCAUGCUGAAGAGGUGCAUAGAGGAGGUCGGCAGCAAUGCUGGCUUGGCUAAGAUGGGAAUGUACCUACAACACUGAUCGUAUUCGCUUGUACAUCAUUCGUUCGCUGAUGCCACAACCAAGAAGUUUUAUCAAGAAUGCACGAGAUUAUAGAUGAAAGUAAACGGCGGUUUUCGUUUUGAAACCACCAUAUUGUGUUGAGCGCAUGUUUAGGGCACAUUGCGCGUACCGUGU
Molecule: messenger RNA, 1247 nt
Organism: Colletotrichum acutatum
Lineage: Eukaryota; Fungi; Ascomycota; Sordariomycetes; Glomerellales; Glomerellaceae
Exons: 1
Coding region: 174-1091 (305 amino acids)
Molecular function (GO): NADP binding; oxidoreductase activity, acting on the CH-OH group of donors, NAD or NADP as acceptor
Source: RefSeq, a predicted model, not a curated record